UUGUUCGCAGUUGGACGCGCACGCAGCACCAAUAGGAAUAUUAUUACACCAUACUGUAGUUACAAGUUCUUAGUUAGAAUACUAGAAGUGUUUGUCGUACUGUUAGUAGAAACGAAAGGUUCUAAUAAGAAGAAAUUAAUACGGUUCUAGCGCCAAACAGUAGCGAAAAUAAUAUUCUCCGCGGGCGGGCGUGGUGUUAAAACUGUUUUUUUUUUAAGAAGAUUUGUGUACGAAAAAGUUACUGUUCACACGGAGUGCAAGUUGGUCCUAGGUGAAAAAGGAUCUGCCUCUCCCUGGUCAGGAUUGUGUGCUUUUCCCGUGUCAGUUUCUGACAGUGACAGGGAAAUCAACAGACAAUCGGAGCUCCCAAGUGUUUCUGUGUGCGUUCGUUUGUCUGUGAAAGGGUUUUGUGAAUGUGAAAGGCCCUCUGGCGGUGCUGCUGCAACCAGAAAUAAUUCAGCAAAGAGCACCACACUGAAGAAGAGGAAACGCAACAGCAGCAGCAGCUAGAAGAAGAAAGCAAGAGCGAGACACGACGAAGUCUACAUCCGGUCUGCUCGAACGAACGGACGGACGGACGGAUCUGUAUCGAACGAGUGAUAUUGUUUUCGGGAAUUGGCGAAAAUUUAUCAUCCAGUCCUGCACGGGUUUUUUUUUUUAUCAGUGUUCAUCCCCGGAGCUGUGAAACAAACAAGAUAAGAUAUUCCUCUAUUCCGGAGUGGUGUGUAGUGCACUUUCGAGAUAAAGGUGUGAAUUUUGCAGUCACACAAAACAGCAACAGUCUGCUCCCACUGGGGUCUUUAAGUGUGUGCGUGUUUGCACAAAUACCCGCAUAGAAGAGCUUAGAAAAAAAGUCAUAAAAUAAUAUACAUACACGCGACAGCCGCAGCAGGCCAGGUUCCUCCAACAAAAAGCAAAGAGACUGCUGCGAAAGAAACGGGCCGGAGAAAAAGAAACGAUCACAGGCGCGGGCUUGUGUGAGUGUUGCAAGGGGAAAAAAGCACCAACAGCAACAGCAGAAGACAAGAGAGAAGGCAAGGCAGGAUUGUUUUCGAUUUUGACGAAAAGCAGCAAAAGAAAAAAAAAGAUCGCGAUCAAAAUCUGCAAUUUGCAAACAUUUGCGCGCAGCUCCCGAAAAAGGUUCCGAAUUUGUUUCAGUGUACGGCAUUGCCCGUAUGUCCAAUGUUUCCCCUCCUGAGGCAGAGUCACGGUAAAGUGUACGACAACGACGGCGACGACGACCAGUGUGUUUACAUUGAAGCUUGCCUUGGAAAUUAACAUAAGAGUCGCUAUCUAUCGCAGAAGUCAGAGUUGUGUGUAGAAUUAUCGAAAAAUAUACAUCCCUACCGAGUAGCAGCCGUGUAAAGUUAGAGGUCAUAGGCGAGUUUUUUUUUCUGUUGAAACCAAGUGCCAAUAUCUAGAACUAGAUUUUAGAGGAAAAUACCAAACGGCGCCAAAGUGAUUUGUUGAAUCAGUGUGUGCAGUGUGUGUGUAACAAAUAGCUAAUUAGUGUGUAAAUAAAUCGGAAAAAAAAGAGUAGUAGACGCAGAUAUGUUACUACCGGAAGGUUUUCGACACGUCGGAGAUGGCCGGCUGGACGUGGACGAGUGCCGACUGCAGCAGCUGCGGGUCCAGCAGGACUUGGCCGAGAUCUACGACAUCGAGGAGAGCUGGUUUGCAAAAGGAAAGUACGGUAUCGUUCGGCGAGCGGUAGACAAGAAAACCGGCGUCAACUAUGCUGCCAAGUUCCUGCGCCGGCGGCGUCGUGGCCAGUGCUGCGCCAAGGAGAUCAACCACGAGAUAGCGGUGCUGAUGCUGUGCGCCAACUCGCACCACAUUGUGCGGCUUCACGCCGUGCACGAAACCCGCCAGGAGACAGCCCUCAUUCUGGAACUCGCUACCGGUGGCGAAUUGCAGACCCUGAUCGACAGCAAAGGACAGCUUUCGGAAGCGAAAACUCGAACCUGUAUGCGCGAGAUUCUGCGCGCUCUGAACCACAUGCACAAACAGUCCAUCGCCCAUCUGGACUUGAAACCGCAGAACAUCCUGCUUAGCGGCGAGGAUGUUGAAGAUGGUCUCAAAUUGUGCGACUUCGGUAUCGCGCGUAUCGUCGAGGAUACGGGCAAGAUAUACGAGAUCCUGGGUACACCGGACUACGUGGCACCGGAGGUGCUCCACUACGAGCCCCUGUCGCUGCAGACGGACAUCUGGUCGAUCGGGGUGCUCACCUACGUUCUGCUGACCGGCUGUUCGCCCUUCGGCGGCGACAACAAGCAGGAAACGUUCCUCAAUAUUACCAAAUGCUUGCUCACCUUCCCGGAGGACCUGUUCGAGGACGUGUCGGAGGAUGCGAUCGAUUUUAUCAAGAGUGCGCUUCGAAUCAAGCCAAGGGAGCGCCCCACGGUUGAGGACUGCCUCGAGCAUCGGUGGCUCAAGGAGGAAAGCGUGCGCCGGACCAGCGAAGCGUUGGCCGCCUCUGUCACAGCACAAAUCGAGUCGGAAUUCUGCCCCGCUGUGAACGGCCACGUUCACAAACAAACCAUCGAAAUCGUGCUUACCAAUGGCCAUAGUAAUGGGUACAAAUCCUCCGACGAGAAACCGCAGGAACCAUCAUCCCCGGUCGCCACCGCCGUCGAUGAAGACGACGCGGAAACCAACAAAGAGAACGUUCUAGUACAAAGUCCCACCACCGGGUCCACCGCUCAGCAGCAACAACAACCCCAGCUGACCAGUGUGGUGGAAAUCGUGACCGUUUCGCUCUUCCCGGACGCACCAACUACGCCGAAGGUCAGCCGCAAAGCGCCACCAUCCGAGCAGCACCAGAACCACAAUCACCACCACAAUCACAAUCACCACCAUCACAGUCAUCACAACACCAACAACAAUAACAACAACAACAACAACGUGGUAGUAAGACACUCUACGACGGCUACAUCGGUGACCGCCCCAUCGGUCAAGGCUUACGUACAAAAGUUCCAGCAGCACCAGCACUGCGACUCGACUGCAGCGGUGAUGCUCCCGAUGGAGAACGGGUUCUGUUCCGCGGCCGCUGCCACCCUGUGCUGUCUCAAGUGCAGCGAAGAAUCGACGACGGCCGGAGCGACCGCCGCCGGGUUGGCCGUGGCCGUUGCAACCGUUGCCAGCCGGAAGACGCUGCAGCCGUGCGGGGACAAGGGCAUCAUUUGCUGAGAACCGCUCGGCAGCACCGGGCGGCCCCUGGUGCGGAGGUAGUACUAGCUAGUAGUAUGCAGCAGUGUAGUCAGAACGGGGAAGAAAGACCGCUUGAAGCGCGUCGGUCGGAGGAUGUACUUAUAAGGUGGUCACCGUCAGACUUCUCGGUUGUCGAGAAGUGGAGGAAAGAAUACAAAUACUAAGCGGAAGCGGAAGUUGAUUAGCCGUUGCCAGUCGUAUACAGUAGGAAUCGUACAACAACCGGCGGUCGGAAUUAUUGCUUUAGCGAGUUAAGCAAGGUUAAGAUGGAGUUGUAAUUUGUUUGAUAAGUUUUCUUCUUUUUCUGUCCUGUUCUCGGAAUUUCUACUCAGUGGAAGAAACUGUUCUUCAUUUUUGUUUUUGAUAGUUUUGAAUUGGUACUUUGGUUCUUUUUUUUUCCUAUGAAUAAAUGGGAGCAAUUGGAUGAUCUUUGUUCUAAUUAGCGGCAAAUUGCUCUAGAGACGUAUUUGGAACUAGGGAGCUCAUCGUUGGUGCAAUGCAGUUGAGGAUUUCGGAGUUCUGGCCUAUUUGAAAAUUCUCGGAAGAUUGUGUAAUCGGUAUCAGUAUAUCGCGCUGGUGUGAUUCUAUGUGUCGCUCGCAUGACAUUGGUCAUCUGGGGAUGGAUUCCGGAACAUUCGGAAUCUGGUGCACAGUGAUCAGACCCGAAAUUGGAUAUUUCAAAAAGGGUAAACAUGUUGUAAAUGAGUAAAGCACAAAUCGCUGAUGUGAUGUAAUAUGAGGGGGUUAGAAGAAAAGGGGUGUAAGUGACUUUGAUCGAUUCUCUUCAUCGACUUUCUCUUUUGAUAGCGACAGCUUUAUAAACAGAUUUUGCGCUAUUUUUGCCACAUAGUUGGAUAAAGGAGGUUCUCAUCUAGCAUCCAAAACCUUCUAACCCCCUCAUAUGUCACAAGAUGUCAACAGAAAAUUGGUCACCUAGAACCAUGUUCUGAUACAACCGAAAUCUACAGCAAUGUGAACCGUAAAAAUUUGAAAUAGCUCAAAAACAAUCGGAAUGAUCCAUUCUCUUCGGACCAUAUUGGGGCCCAAGUUGGCUGGAAACGUUUGGUCACCGUCAAAGACAUGCGAAUCGAAUGCCUCUAUUCAUGUUGGGGUAUUGUUUUAAGUUGCAUCAAGCAUACCACACUGGCAUGGCACUGAGAUUAGAGAAUCCAAAUAAUGGUCAAACGGCCAUAUUGGCCAGACUCUGUUUUAUGAAAAUGGUGUUGGACCACUCGAGGUCAUGCUGGUUAACUGGAAAGUUCUACUGGAAGGUCAUUUUGGAGCUAUCUAAACGGUUCUGUAGACCAUGGCUUGUACAUGUCAAAAGUUUGUGAAUUGUUGACGCUUCAGAAAGGCGUUUCUCAUCUAAUGGUCCUAACUAUUCCUAAAAAUGAUGAUGAUGAUGCCUGACUUACAUUUAUGGUGAAUUGCAACUCUUUGGUUUACACAAUACAGUGGGAUCCCCUUGGUGUUACUAAAGCCAAUACCAUUUUGGCGUUUGUAAGACCAGUCAACAAUGUUGGACACUUUUAGGCAAUUUCGGUUUUUUUUAGGACAUUCAGCUUUUAAGAACACUAUUUAUGUACAUUGAAUAUCAUUUUGUCUGAUUGUUCAUGGCAUAUUGGUAAUUUCAAGAUAUUUCGAAAAUUUUGGGCGUCUCACGGCAAUUGAAUCCAACUUAUAUUUGAGUCCCGUUCACUCAAAUUCGCAAAAGCGUAGCUCAAUCAUAGAAUGAGUAAAAAAUUGACUCAUUUUACUCAAGUGUGAGUGACAUUUACUCAUCUAUGAGUGACCUACGCUGGGUCCUUGAUGAAGAAACUUCGGUGGAGGUGAACGCUCUACACUAGCGUAACAACAAUUGUUGGUGUCCAACUCAAUCAUUCGAUGAUUGAUCGACAGGGAACGGAUCAGUGAUGGGCACGCAAAUCUUCACCGCAUAUUACGGACAACAGGUGAAGGGUACAAGUUCUUCCUUCAUUAUACAAAUAACAUUAAAACACACAAGUUUUGUACGAAACACAAACUCUAACUACACUACAUUUAUUCUGAACAGACUACACCACAAAUUACAAUAAUAUUUCUCGGUCUCGCAGGACCGUCUUCGACCUUGUGCCACUUAUCAACUAAAAUACAAAAUAUCCGUUAUCUACUCUCUAACCCGAUCCCAGUAUCCCAUCGUGUAUGUGGUGAGUUUCACAAGAGAUCGAAUCGUAGACCGAAUCUCUCGCUCUCAUCGUCCACCUCAUCUCCCGUGUGCUAAUGAAAGCGAAAGUGAUCUGGAUCUACAAUCAACUGCUGGUCGAUCGAUGGCCAGUACAAUAGCCGGAGCCAUCAUCUGGUCGGCUGUUACGGUGAUAGUAUUGUGCUAGGGUGGUCCUCACAGACAUGCUCACCCACCCAGAAAUAUCCGUUUCUGAAAAUAAAGAAUCCUCUUCGAUUGGGAUGGGAUAGGGGAAAGGUAUACAAAAUUAUAAUUCGAUAUCGUGGGUCGACUCUGCAACAGGUAACAAACAAAUCUUCUCGACUGGCCGCUUCAAUACUCCUGAUCCAGUUUUGAGUGUAACUACUCUUACAACACCGUCGCUACCGGGAUGUACUUGGACAAUUCGACCCAUACGCCAACGCAUCGGUGGUUGAUUAUUAUCCUGCACGAUGACGAGCCUUCCUACUUCGAUUGCCGCAGGUGGAUUCCAUCGCCUUGAUCUACCUUGCAGCUGGCAAAGGUAUUCUCGCUUCCAUCUAUCCCAGAAGUGUUGCAACUGCUGCUGAACUGCCUGCCAAUGCUUCAGUCGAUUUGUUGGCACCGUUCGCAGAUCUUCUUCGGGAAAAGAUUGUUGAGAGGUUCCAACCAAGAAAUGAGCUGGGGUUAACGGUUCGAGAUCAUUUGGAUCGUUAGACAUCGGUGUUAGGGGUCUGGAGUUCAAGCAACCCUCUACCUGAACCAGCAGCGUGUUCAUAUCUUCCAGUGUAACUGGGUUAUAACCAAUGACCCGUAGUAUAUGGUGUUUGGCCGAUCGAACCGCUGCUUCCCACAGUCCUCCGAAGUGGGGUGCGCUGGGAGGGUUGAAGUGCCAUUCGAUCCCUUCAUCAGCGCAGAACCUAGACACCUGAUCUCGAUGUUGUCUCUCCUUCCAUAAUGUAAACAGUUCCUGCAGCUGGUUUCGGGCUCCAACGAAAUUAGUGCCGUUGUCCGAAUACAAAUCGGUACACCUUCCUCUACGUGCGAUGAAACGUCGGAGUGCUUGCAGGAACCUGUCGGUGGACAAGUCAGACACCAGUUCGAUGUGCACGG
Messenger RNA from Ochlerotatus camptorhynchus, 6502 nucleotides. RefSeq names its product Death-associated protein kinase related (gene Drak). Gene Ontology annotation, cellular component: nucleus. The transcript is spliced from 5 exons. The record is from RefSeq and is a predicted model, not a curated record. Gene Ontology annotation, biological process: positive regulation of apoptotic process; intracellular signal transduction; protein phosphorylation. The coding region runs from base 1552 to 3189 and encodes 545 amino acids. Lineage: Eukaryota; Metazoa; Arthropoda; Insecta; Diptera; Culicidae. Gene Ontology annotation, molecular function: ATP binding; protein serine/threonine kinase activity.